Dichomitus squalens LYAD-421 SS1 is the source of this 516-nucleotide messenger RNA. RefSeq lists its product as uncharacterized. The annotation marks the transcript as partial. Lineage: Eukaryota; Fungi; Basidiomycota; Agaricomycetes; Polyporales; Polyporaceae. The record is from RefSeq and is a predicted model, not a curated record. The transcript is spliced from 3 exons.
GUUUUCUACGAGUUUCUUCUUACUCUCGACCUGGAAAUCCGUCUAGUAUGGCAUCGCAGGCUUAGAGGCGCAACUCUUAUCUUCUUCUUGAACCGCUACAUCACCUUGGCGAAAUAUUUGUUCACCAUGCUGAGUGAACAUGCCCCUACACAGACGGUGAGCAUCUCCUGUGCGCGACUCUGGAAGAUUACCAACUUCCUGGUCAUCCUGGCUUAUAUGGUUUGGGCGGCCUUCUCAACGAUGCGGGUUUUCGUCCUCUCGCAAUCCAAAAUAUACCUGCCUGUCGUAGUUCUCACGAUAUUUUUGUUCCCAGUGGCAACAGAGACGGUGGGACUAUCAUUCAAGGGUCUUCUGCCGCUGCCUGUGCACAUACUGACCUUCUUUGUCGUAGUAUCUGUUGUUCACGCAAGUCUCGCCACGGCUGCAACGAGGGCCGGUGCUAUGCAUGCUCUUCAACGAAUUAUCCUGGCGUCUGAAUCUGAUGUGAGCCAUCGUCGUUCAAUCACAGAUACCUAA